ACGUGGCGGGCUGUGGCGCGCGUCGUCCGAGUUCGCGGAGAGAGGCUGGCUGGCUGAAGCGGGGGAACCUGCCUUGAGCCCCGCAGGGUCCACGCCGGACCAGGGCGGGCCUGAGCCUGGGCGCCCCCCGGGACCCCCACCCCCAACGCCGUGCUUGGAGCCUCCGCGGGGCCCUGGGCUUUUCGAUCUUAAGGACCGGGCGGUUCCGAAGUCCCCGGGGGCGAAGGCCCGAGCGCGGCCUGGCGGGCGCGUGGGUUUUGUCCCGCCAAACAUACACGGCAGGUGUUCUGCGCCGCCGCCUCCCUCACCUGCCGCAGGUACGCCCUCACUGGGGCCUCCCAGUUCGCGGGGCGGGGCGGCGCGCCUUCCUCUUCCUGGGACCGGGCGCCACGGCCGGGCGGGCACCAUGAAUAACCCUAUACCUUCCAAUUUGAAAUCAGAAGCAAAAAAGGCUGCCAAAAUAUUAAGAGAAUUCACAGAAAUAACUUCCAGAAAUGGACCUGAUAAGAUCAUUCCUGCUCAUGUAAUUGCGAAGGCUAAAGGCCUUGCAAUUCUGUCUGUGAUCAAAGCUGGGUUCCUGGUGACCGCCAGAGGAGGCAGCGGGAUUGUACUGGCGCGCCUUCCAGAUGGAAAAUGGUCUGCACCCUCAGCCAUUGGGAUAGCUGGCCUUGGUGGGGGAUUUGAAAUAGGAAUUGAGGUAUCAGACUUGGUGAUAAUUCUGAAUUAUGACCGUGCUGUGGAAGCUUUUGCGAAAGGCGGAAAUCUAACCCUUGGAGGGAACUUGACCGUGGCGGUCGGGCCCUUGGGAAGGAACUUGGAAGGCAACGUGGCCCUGAGAAGCUCGGCCGCCGUCUUCACAUACUGCAAGUCGAGAGGACUCUUUGCAGGCGUGUCUUUAGAAGGCAGCUGUUUGAUUGAAAGGAAAGAAACUAAUAGAAAAUUUUAUUGUCAAGAUAUCCGAGCUUAUGACAUUUUAUUUGGAGAUACACCGCGGCCUGCUCAAGCUGAAGAUCUUUAUGAAAUUCUUGAUUCCUUUACUGAAAAGUAUGAAAACGAAGGACAACGAAUCAAUGCAAGAAAAGCAGCAAGGGAGCAGAGGAAGUCUUCUGCUAAAGAAUUACCUCCAAAGCCACUGUCGAGGCCACAGCAGUCGCCUGCACCAGUCCAGCUGAACUCUGGCUCUCAAAGUAACAGAAAUGAAUACAAGCUCUAUCCUGGACUUUCCAGCUAUCACGACAGAGUUGGCAAUUUGAAUCCACCCAUAGAAGUGACAGCGCUGUAUUCAUUUGAAGGACAGCAGCCUGGGGAUUUGAAUUUUCAAGCUGGAGACAGAAUCACAGUUAUAUCAAAAACAGAUUCACAUUUUGAUUGGUGGGAAGGAAAGCUUCGAGGUCAAACUGGCAUUUUUCCAGCCAACUAUGUAACCAUGAAUUAAUUUUGUAAUUCUUUGAGAAUUACAAAAAAAAAUUAUUUCUAUGCUGACAGGAUUUACUAGUUAAGCAAUGUUUAAUAUAAAUUUUAAAGACUUCUGUUCUACACAAUUUCCAUUCAGUAUGUAAAAGAUCUUGUUUUUCUAUAUAAAAAGAGUUGACUGACAUAUCUUUAAAUACUUUGUACUAACUUUAUCACACAUGCUGUGCCAUAGACUAUCCUACAAUUUAUGUGCUCAUAGUUCUUUUAUGAACAGUUUCAAACAUCACUAAGCAUUUGAUCUGGCCAUGUAUAUGGUAGCUGUAUUUUAAUUUGAGAAUCUUGAGGGUAGAGCUAUGAAUUUCAAUUCAUACAUUUCCAUUUGCAAAGUGACUAGAGAAAAAGAAAUCAGCUUAAAUGAGGUAUGAAGUAAUGUUAAGAGUUGUAGCUAUUAACUAGAAUAUGAAUCCUUAGAAAUCAUAUUUAUGCUUUCAAAAAUUGUACUGUGCAUUUAUCAUAGAAAUAUGAUUACAAAAAAGUCUGACUACCAUGUCUUUAGACAUAUGGCAUCUCUCAGCUUUUCUUCCUUAUGGGGCUACAUUUGUUCAUUUCCAGCAGUAGCAUAAACUUACGGUGACAUGGUAGACUUGUCUGUAAAUAAAAUUUUUAAAAGUUUACUAACUUAAUAUUUCAA
Molecule: messenger RNA, 2104 nt
Organism: Piliocolobus tephrosceles (Ugandan red Colobus)
Lineage: Eukaryota; Metazoa; Chordata; Mammalia; Primates; Cercopithecidae
Gene: SH3YL1
Product: SH3 and SYLF domain containing 1
Exons: 10
Coding region: 407-1435 (342 amino acids)
Biological process (GO): regulation of ruffle assembly
Cellular component (GO): ruffle membrane
Molecular function (GO): protein binding; phosphatidylinositol binding
Source: RefSeq, a predicted model, not a curated record